Molecule: messenger RNA, 2643 nt
Organism: Stylonychia lemnae
Lineage: Eukaryota; Ciliophora; Spirotrichea; Sporadotrichida; Oxytrichidae
Source: the annotation of a GenBank genome assembly
AUGCUAUUAGAAUGUAUUGAGCUAAAUAACUAUGAGAAAAUUAGCUAAACAGGAAUCUAUAAAGAUCUCAAAUUGGACAUUAACUUUGAAUUCACUCCUGCAAAGUAUGGUUUCUCAUAAGUUAUGCUUUAAUUAGCAAGCAAAGGCAUUGAUAUUUUUAAUACAUCGGCAAAUGGAUUAAAUGCAUUACAUCUUGCUGCUGCUUAAAACUUUCCUGAUGUAAUUAUGACACUUAUUUCUUUUGAUUUCCCCAUAAAUGAAACUACAAACUAAGGAUUGACUGCUUUAGCUAUUGCUACUUUUAAGUAGCACCAUUAAUCUUUGUAACUAAAAGAUAAUAUAGCUGCCAAAAUACUAAUUGAUAAUAAAGCAGUAUUAUUCUACGAAGAUAUUGAAAAAAGGAAAGCUUCUCCAAUUUUAUUGGCAGUGAAGAAUUAACUUUUAAAUAUUUUAGAGAUGAUUAACUCUAGAGCACCAGGUUUGAUAUUCUAGAGCAUAUUCCCGAAUAAUUAAAAUCCUUUAUAGUAUGCAGCCUUAAAUUCUUUAGAUGAGAUAGUUUCGUAUCUAUCUGUAAUAUCAUCUAGAAUCUAAUUAGAUGAAGAAGAUGAAAAUGGAAUGAAUGCUUUCUUAUAUUAUUUAUCAAGAGACAAUUAUGAAAUGUGCAACAAAUUAAUAUUCAGAGGAGCAGAUGUCAAUCAUGUCUACAUAAGAAAUGGAGGAAAAACUCCAAUCAUCAUGAUGGUUUAACUUAAAAAUGAUGUUGCAAUAAAGUUCUUGCUAGAUAAAAAUGCCAAUCCUCACAUUUGUUUUGGAGCCGAUAAACUUGAUGCUUGUGAUCUAGCUAAGCAAAAUGGAUUAGAAAAAAGAUUCUACAUUUUCUAGAAAUGUGAUGGUUAAACAAAAAUCUUGAAUGAUAAAAUUUAUGAGGACAAAGGAGAAUUUCAACCACCUGCUGAGAUAUUUAGCAAGAAUUAGUAAAUUAUUGAUAAAUAAACCAAACAGACGCAGCCUAAUGAAAGCAGAGAAAAAGCAUUAAAUUAAGGAAGACCCGUAGAGAAAGUAUAAACAUAAGAUGAAAUACUCUCCCAGCUUUUAUAAAAGAAUCAAGAAAUGAAUGACGAUAUACAACCCUUGCAAUCUGAAAUAAAUUUAGCAUCAUAUGAAAACAGUGGACCUAGUAUACCGAGAUUUAAUUACCCAUCUGAUAUGAGUAGAGAGCAAGUUUUAGCAUUUGAAGCAGAUAGACUUAAACGGCAGGUAGAAUUUAUAGAAUUAGAGAAGAAAAGAGAGUUAUAGCUUAAGUAAAAUAAAGAAUAGCUCAAAGUAUAGUAAAGGAUAAUGCUAGAAGAAUUGCAAAGACUAGAUGAAAGAAUGAUUCAAAGUCAUGAUAACUAUGCGGAAGUAGAAAAUCGAGAAAUGUACUUAUUUGAAGAAAAGAUUAAGAAUUAUAAGCUAAAGAGAGAAUAAGAUAAAAAUGACUUGAUUUUACUUUAAUAGUAGAUUUAGAAGAAAUAACUGGAAAGAGAAGAAAUUAGCAAGCAAGAAAGACUUAUAAAGCUCGAGGAGGAGUAAGCCUUUUAAGUAUUGACUGAGAAGGUAGAGUAAAAGAGAUAGGAGAUAUUAGGAUUCUAAGAAGUUUUAUAGAGAAACGUUGUAUUAUAAAAUAAAAAAGAAGUUGAAAUUGAAGAUUAAAGAAAGGAAGUGUUCAUGAAAUAUCUUUAAAUGAGAAAGAAAAUAGAUUAUGAGUAAGUUUAACAAGAGGCGAAUCAUCUUAGAAAAGAAGUUGAAAACGAUUUUUUGGAGAGAGAAAUUCAAGACAGAAUCAGAAGAGCUAAGUUACAAUUGGAAUUAUAAGUUGAUCAAGUCGAUACAAAUGCACUGAAAUUAGAUAAUGAUAUAUAAAUAGCCAAGGUAAAAAGAGCAGCACCUGAAACGUUGAAUAAAAUAUAAGAAAAUUUAACUAUUAGUGAUUGGUCCCAGGAAGAAGGAUUAUGGGAAACAUAUAAAGAAAAAAUGAGAUAAUAGGAGUUAGCUUAACAAUAAUAAAUGAACUAAAAAAUGCCUGAUUUUAGUAGAAUUGAACGAUAUUUAAGUGAGCACUAAUUUGAUCUUGAUGUUAAUUUUGGAAAAUUAAAUCAGAAGGAGCAUAAUAAAACAGGUUAAUCAUUUGGAAAGAAAUCUAACACGAACACUAAAUCAGAAUAUAAACCCACAAAAUAAAUUACUAUAUAUGAAGAAAUGAGAUUAGCAGAAGAAAUGAUAAGCUAAUUAUCAUCUAAGAUAAAAAGCUUUGGUUCUAAGAAACCAUAGUCAUCAAAUAGAUUGAGACAAACAACUGAUAAUACAAAACUAAUGUCAAAGGCCUUCAAUAGAAACUAAACUCAGGGAGGGAAAUAGCCAAGAAGAUAGAAUUCUUAAUCAACUUUGAUAUCAAUGAAUUAAAAUAAUAGAAGAUUCUAAACAGAUGCUAAGACAGUCCCUACUUCUCCAAAUAGAAGUCCAAUGAGUAGCCAUUUGAAUAGAUCAGAAAUAAAUAGUUUCAUUCGGAAUCAUAAAUAAAUUGAAUCAGAAAAGUAAUAUGAGAGGUAGAGAUCUAAUUUAAGAUCUCAAAAGACGAGUCCUUCAAGACCUGUAUUCAGAUGA